Messenger RNA from Lontra canadensis (Northern American river otter), 934 nucleotides. It is a transcript of the gene EPO, whose product is annotated as erythropoietin. NCBI's taxonomy places the organism in Eukaryota, Metazoa, Chordata, Mammalia, Carnivora, Mustelidae. Gene Ontology annotation, molecular function: erythropoietin receptor binding; cytokine activity; hormone activity. Gene Ontology annotation, cellular component: extracellular region. The record is from RefSeq and is a predicted model, not a curated record.
AUGUGUGAACCUGCCACUCCAAAGCUACACUCAGCCUGGCACUCUUUUCUAGAAUGUCCUGCCCUGUUGCUUCUGCUGUCUUUGCUGCUGCUUCCUCUGGGCCUCCCAGUCCUGGGCGCCCCCCCUCGCCUCAUUUGUGACAGCCGAGUCCUGGAGAGAUACAUCCUGGAGGCCCGGGAGGCAGAAAAUGUCACGAUGGGCUGUGCUCAAGGCUGCAGCUUCAGUGAGAAUAUCACCGUCCCAGACACCAAGGUUAAUUUCUACACCUGGAAGAGGAUGGACGUCGGGCAGCAGGCCGUGGAAGUCUGGCAGGGCCUGGCUCUGCUCUCGGAAGCCAUCGUGCGGGGCCAGGCCCUGUUGGCCAACGCCUCGCAGCCGUCUGAGAUCCUGCGGCUGCAUGUGGACAAAGCCGUCAGUAGCCUACGCAGCCUCACCUCCCUGCUGCGGGCGCUGGGAGCCCAGAAGGAGGCCAGCUCCCUUCCAGAGGAAGCUUCUGCUGCUCCACUCCGAACAUUCACUGUUGAUACUUUGUGCAAACUUUUCCGAAUCUACUCCAAUUUCCUGCGGGGCAAGCUGACGCUGUACACAGGGGAGGCCUGCAGGAGAGGGGACAGGUGACCAGGUGCUCCCACCCUGGACACGUCCACCACCUCACUUACCACUGCUGUCUGUGCCACGCCUCUGCACCCCCACUCCUGACCCCUGUCGAGGGGUGAGCAGCUCAGCACUAGCCUGUCCCACGGACACUCCACGGCCAGGGGUGACAUCUCAAGGGCCAGAAGGACUGUCCAGAUCUAAGGAUGUCAUAGGGCCAGCCUGAGGCCCCGAAGCAGGAGGAAGUCGGAGGAAAUCGGCUUAAACUUGGGGACAGAGCCUUGCUGGGGAGACACCAAAACUCACCUCAGUGCCCUGCUGAACGGUGAUGCCAGGCCAA